CGAAAGGCAGAUAGAUGGAGGACAGGAGGAGCUAUACAUACGUAUAAUACCAUUCAAUACUAAAACACGCUGGUUGUAGAAAGUUACCAAUACGUGAUUUGAAGGCUUUAGGCCUUGAAGCAGAUCGCUGAGCUAGCUAGGUAGCUCCCCCGUCCCACCGCCGGCGGCCACCCGGCCCCGGCGUCCACCAGCCCCGGCCGUCGGGCUCCCCGGCGCCCGCCACAAGUCGCAGGUUGCGGAGGCGCCGUCUCCCGACCGCCAUGGACCGUUCCCGUCUCUCUUGGGCUUUGCAAGUUCAGGCCGAGGAUCCCAUAUCGGGGGCAGCGGCCACCUUUCAACUGCCCCCUCUCGCCGCCGCCGCGCAGGCCUCCCUUGUGCUGCGCGCAAGCUCCUUGGACCCUGAGGCUGCACCUUUCGCCGGAUCUCCGCUUCGUCCCGGGGGAUGCUUUGCCUCACCGACUCUGAGGCAUCCCUCUCAAGCCUGGACGACUCGCCAGCCUUGGGUCGAGGUCCGACGGCCCCGCGCCCCCGUGGUCAGCGUCGGCGCCGCCGUCGCCGUGCACGCAGGGGGGGGUGCCGCGGGGGUCCCGCACCGCCUACAGCACUCGCCGUCGAGCCCAGCGCCUCGCCUUGCAUCCAUCGUCGUUCACCCAGCGCGCAUGUCGGUUCAGCCUGACGCGGAUGGAUUCCGGGCUGUCCAGAGUCGACGUCGUUGGCGGCGCGCGCCGGCGGCCAGCCGGCCGGUGCCGGCGAUCUUAGUCGGUAAGUGUUUCAACUGUUUAUCCGAGAACCACGUCUGGGCUAACUGUCCAGGUCCGGCGCGCUGCUUCAAUUGUCUCGAAGCCGGUCACCAGUCGCGUGACUGUCCGCUUCCGCCGAGGUCCGGGGUCCGCGGUGGGAAGCGGGGCCGUUCGCCGGGAAGCCUUUACCGCCGUGGAGACCCGCGUAGGCGUCGCUCUUCCACACGGAGGCCUCCCGCGCCACCGGCGACGUCCGACACGGCCUCCGCGCGUUCGGUCUCCACUAGCAGGUCCCCCUCUGUUCCGCCGGGGUGCGGCCCUCCUACCCCGGUCGUCGUUGCGGCGCGGCCGUCGACGCCCGACACAGCCUCCGCGUGUUCGGCCUCCACCGGCAGGUCACCCUCUGUUCCGCCGGGAUGCGGCCCUCCCACCCCGGUUGUCGCUGUGGGGCUGGACGAACCACCGGCCGAUGAGCCGGCCGGCGCCGCUCGGCGCGGCUCGGGUACCCAAGUCGGUGGCCAAGCCGGGGCUUCAACCGGCGGCGGAGCUGGCCGCGCUUCCUGGCCGUGUCCAGGGGCUCUCGCGAGCCCUCCUACGUCGUGCUGCGCAGCAUCCAGCUUCCCCGAGAGCAAGAGCACGAAACCCGCUGCUUGAGAUGGUCGUCAUGCCGCGCACGCCAGCCAUCCAGGCGGCGGAGGACGCCUUGUCACUCGCUCUACUCGCCAUGGUGGUCGGGACGCGACCGCCCGUCACUCCUGCCAUGAUGCUGGAGCACCUGCACGCGUCCUAUGGUCUCAAUGAGGAUGUCAUCUCUGUGCGGAGGACCCAGCCCGACGACUUCAUUGUCCGCUUCUCCAGGCAGGCGGACCUUGACAGGGUGCUCAGUUCACCGGAGCCGCGUGGUACGCCGUUUACCUUGCGCUGGCGCCGGUGGAAUCGUCUCAUUUCAGGUUCUGCUGGGGCCUUCCGCUUCCGGGUGCUUGUCGGAAUGAAAGGUAUCCCGUCGCACGCGCGAUCGGAGGAGGUCGCGCAGGUGCUGCUGGGAUCAUCGGGCGUGAAGGUGGAGAUCGCCAACCCGGACGCCGUCAGUGAUCCGGACGAUGAGAGGAACUCUUCGUUGCUGCCUGGUGCGCCCACCCCGACCUUAUUCCCGACGAGAAGAUUCUUGCCAUCCCGGAGCCGGAGGAGGCGCACGACGGCGGACCUCCACUAUUCCUUCGACCAUGGGAGAUCAUCCAUUCAGAGGUACCUGCCCUAAGGUACUUUGUGCGUCUGCACAUCGUCGAGUUCCAGGACUGGAACACCCCUCCGCCCUCCGACGACGACGACGACGGCGACCUCCAUGGCGGAGGCGGUUGUGACUCCGACGGCGGCGACAGCAACAGCAACGGCUACUGGCCGGGUCUCGCCGGCGCUGGUGGCGGCGGCACGCGGCCGCGCACGACGCGCUUCGGCAGGCCGAGCGAUCCGACGCUCGGCCGCGGAUCGGGUCCCGGAUUCCUGCCACGUCAGCAUGGGAGCGGCAUCUUGGUGGGCCAACUCCUCUGCCCUGUCGCAUCGACGUGUCCCAUCAACAACUGCCCCCCUAGCAGUGGCAGGAAUUCAGGACAGGCGGAGUCACGGAGCUCCCCCAUCGACAGCGUUGACAUCUGCCGCUCACCCUCUCCUGUCAUAUCGACAUCGGCAGACCCGAUGUGGUCAGAGGCGUGUUUGAUCGUGCCUAAAGCUGCACCGCCACCCGUCGCAGUGGCCCAAUCUGUCGACCGCGACCCGCGGCGCUUCUGCUGCUCGGGCACCGCGCCGAGUGGGACCGCUGCUUGGUCCCCGGAGGAAGAUUUCAUGUCUUUGUUGGGCCGAAAGCUCAGCUUCGAAUCUGCACCUGAUGGGCCUGCGUUCUUAUACAAGUCCAGCAUAGUAAAUGUGGCAGCCCAAGAAAACACGAUGUUGUUGACAGAACUCAACAUAGGGGGGCACCUGGAGGCCCCUAGCAAGAGACAAUUGUCGCCAACAAACUCACGGCCCACGUUCAACGUCACUGAAGACAACUCUUCUCGUGCGCCGGAGACCACAUCGUCCUGCCCCCUGUCGACACAUGUGGGGAAUUUCGUCGACUCCUUACGGGUGCCUCUGCAGGCUCCCGUGCUGUCAUCCACUCCGCCACGACGUAUCACCAAAGCGGCGGACAAAGCGGACGACGAUGGCUGGAUACCCAAGCGAAGCGCACGACUGGCGGCCAAAAGCAAGUUCCGUGCCGCCAAGCCGGAAGCUCAAGCUAGGCACGUCAUGAUGAAGAAGCUUGGCCUCGAGGUACAAACCGAGGUCCCAGACGAACCCUCCUUCGAUGAAUUUCAUGCUGCCCUGAAGUUCCCGCUAAACUCAUCGACAAAGGAAGCAAUGCAGGUUCUGUUCCAUGGCAGGAAGCAGCUGGCACUUGGUGCCGUUAGCGCCGCCUAGUGUACUUCUCGGCCUUGCGUCAGUCGCGAUCAUUGUAAUCCAUGUUAAGUUCAAACAUUAUGAUCUGGAACCCGAGGGGUCUCAACAUGCGAGCACGAAGGUCGGUCGUCCGCGAGUUCCUCUUACAGGAACGCGCUACCGUGCUCUACCUGGUUGAGACCAAACUGGAUGUACUCACUGCUUCUAUGGCCUCUGAAUUAAUGGGAUUGGCCUUUGAUUA
Messenger RNA from Sorghum bicolor (sorghum), 3414 nucleotides. RefSeq lists its product as uncharacterized. The transcript is spliced from 2 exons. Lineage: Eukaryota; Viridiplantae; Streptophyta; Magnoliopsida; Poales; Poaceae. Bases 1210 to 1998 code for a protein of 262 amino acids. The record is from RefSeq and is a predicted model, not a curated record.